This is a messenger RNA of Fonticula alba, 7196 nucleotides long. RefSeq lists its product as hypothetical. Gene Ontology annotation, molecular function: protein tyrosine phosphatase activity. Gene Ontology annotation, biological process: positive regulation of G2/M transition of mitotic cell cycle; positive regulation of G2/MI transition of meiotic cell cycle; G2/M transition of mitotic cell cycle. Gene Ontology annotation, cellular component: cytoplasm; nucleus. The record is from RefSeq and is a predicted model, not a curated record. The transcript is spliced from 2 exons. The coding region runs from base 1 to 6855 and encodes 2284 amino acids. Lineage: Eukaryota; Rotosphaerida; Fonticulaceae.
AUGUCCCGGGAGAACAGCCCGCCGCCGAUGAUCAGCGGCUACCGCACACAGCCGGCCCCCUCGUCGCCCUACUCGCCGUAUGGGACGCCGCUCGGGCCGCUUGGGCUGUCGCCGGUCCGGCCGGUGGUCGGGGCCCGGGGCCGCCCGGCCGUGGAUCUGGUCACCAACCCGGAUGACGGGGCCACCGCCUGCCUGCCCUUUUCCAUCCACGCGGUGACCUCCUCGCUGCAGGAGGCCCAAAUUGACAGCCCGCGCGGGAACACCGAGCACGACCCCCAUGCGUCGGUGGCCCGGUCGCCCUUGCGCUUUCUCCACGACUACCAUGACGACCAUCCUCAUCUCCUCCUCCACCACCACCACCACCACCCCCACCUCCACCACCAUGGGCCAUCUUCGUUGUUGGACUUCUCCGGCUCCUCGUCGGUGGACGGCGUGGCAUGCGUCCCCGACGUGGGGGGCAGCAGCACGACGGCGCCGAUGGCCGAGGGCGACUCCCCCCCGCGGGCGCCCGGUGUGCGGCUCUUCUCCGACCCGGGGGCCGAUGCGUGGCGGCUGUUCCACGCGCGGCAGGGCCCCCGGCCGGCUUCGGCCUCGGGAUCGGAUGCCGACACCGACCCCGGCACCGGCACCGGCACCGACGCCGGGCCCGACCCCGACCCCGACCCCGACACUGGUACCGGUACCGGCACCGACACCGGCACGGACCCGGGCCCGGACCCGGACCAGCCCCCGGGGCUGGGGCUGGCUGGCGGCCGGAGCCCGAUCCCCGAGGCCGAUGGCGGCGUGACGCCGGAGCCGGAGGCCUUCGCGCCGGUGAGCCGGCCGCGCCCGGCAAGCGCCGGCACCGGCGAGUCGGUGCACGUCCCCAAGCCCGAGCAACUCCCGGCCGGGGAGGAUGGGCCGCGGCUGGCCACGGGCCAGGCCCCCAAGCGCCCGGCCUCCGAUGCCCUGGUGCCGGACGAUUCGAACCCCCUACUGCGCCCCUUUUUCGGCGCCACCUCCACGCCUGCGCGCUAUUCCUUCUCCCCGACGUUGGCCUUUUCCCCGAUCGCCGGGCCGGUGGCGGCGCCGGCGCCGGCGACCACGGCGGUCGAGCCCUUUUCCCUGUCCCACUCGCCGUCGGUGCCGGCACGGCCAGCCCCAGGGCCGUGUGCAUGUGACGCGGAGGCCGGGGCCGGGCCGCCGUGCGGGUGGCCGGCCUGCCGCCGGGGGGCCCUCUACCCGGCGGCGGCCCGGGAUGCCGUGCCCCGGUCGCACUCGGCCACGGCCUGGAUGCCGCCGGCGUCCUUUGCGCCGCUGCCCUUGCCAAGUGCCCCGGCCGGGGGGGAGCCCGGGGCCCGGCUCACCCGGCGCGGGUCGACGGCCACCCUGUUUGCUUGUCGGCCAUCGCCGAUUCACAUCCCGGCGCCGGGGAGCGCCGGGCGGGGGCCGCGUGUGGGGCCGGCGUCCGCCCUGCCGGGCGGUUGUGCCCCCUUGGCAAGCUUGAGUGCCCUGCACUCGCCGGAGCCCGGGCCCGGGGGGUCCUUCGGCCGGGGCCCCGGGCCCCGGGGCCCGGGCAGUUCCCUCGCCGAGGAGGCCGAUGCCGAGGAGGACGAGCGGGACCCCUCGCUGAGCCCGCUGUCGCCGGGGGCCGACGGGUCGGCCGCCGGGUGGGACGGCCCGCAGGUGAGCCCAUCGCGGUACAGCGCGCCGCCCCUGUCGCCGGGCACGGCGCGGCGACUGCUGGUCAUGUCGUCGUUGCGGGCGGCCGAGCAGGCCCUCGAGAAUUUGUCGCUGGGCCUGCGGGCGAGUGACCUUCGCCAGGCGCCGGCGGCCGGCGGGCAGCAGUCCUCCCUGCUGGAUGUGUCGGCCAUGUCGCCGAUCGGCGAGCGGCCCCGGGCGCCGGUGGCCUCGACCCCGGGGCCCCCCGGCGCUCGGGUGCCCACAUGUGCCCUCUUUUCGCCCCUGGGGCCGGGGUCGGGCGGUCUGGCCGAGCCGGCCGGCGAGCGUGCCGGGUCCCCGGGGCCGGCCGAGGGGGCGACCUCCGCCGGGGCCGCCGGGGCCGCCGGGACCAUGGGGUCCACCGGGUCGCUGGCCUACCUGGAGGAGGACUCCAUGUGCGGGCUCCAGCUGCCGGAGCUGAUGCUCUUUUCCGGGGGCCGGACGCCGGUGUUGACGCGGGCGCGGUCCCUCUCGGCCCGGCCGGCCCUGCCGGAGGAGGGGCUGCUCAUGUCGCCGAGUGGACCGGCCACGGCGGGCAGGGGGGCCCCGGCGCCGGGGGCCAUGUGUCCGCCCCUGGCGGAGCCCGACGUGCCGGGGUCCGCCACCGACUCGAUGGGCACCCCGCCGGCUUCGGACACCGACAGCCUGUCGAUGCUCGGCGAGGAUGAGGACAGCUUCACCCUGGUGGACCCGAUGGACGACUCGGCCACGGAAUGGGGGUCCUCCUCGCAGGAGGAUGCCCAUUCCGCCGGGCCGGGCUCCUCGUCGCUGGCGGCCAGCCCGACAGCCGACCAGGCGGCCGGCAUGUGCCUCGACGGGGCCCCGGCCCCGAAGAAGGAGUCCCGCAAGGCCCGAGCCAAUCGGGCCCUGCGGAGCAUGCUGUCGGACUACCACUCGUCCGAGCCGGGGCCCGGGGCCGGGGGGGCUGGUGCCGGCGGCAGCAGCGGCGGCGGCGGCGGCGGCGGCGGCGGCGGCGGCGGCGGCGGCAGCGGCGCUGGUGGCUCGGCCGGCGAUCCGAGCGCCCCGACCAAGCACUCCUUCUUCCAGCGCCUGCUGCAUCCGGACCGGUCGAAGCGCACCCUGCCCGGGUUCCCGGGUCUCUUUUCGUCGUCGUCGUCGUCGUCGUCGUCGUCGUCGUCGUCGUCGUCAUCAUCCUCGUCGUCGGGGUCAUCGUCGUCGGCGGCGGAGGCGGGGGCGGCCAUGUCGUCGGCCCCGGCGCCGGAGGCGUCCUUCACCACGACCGGGGCCUCAGCCGACCCGAGUCCCUCCCUGCCGGCUGGGACCCCCGGGUCGGUCAUCGAGCGCGAGCGCUUCCUGGCCUGGCUCCGGUCCUCUCCGAGCGAGGGCGUGUCCGGGUCCGGGUCCGGGUCCGGGCCUGGCACGAGCUCGCUGCCGGGCUCGAGCUCGCUGCCGGGCUCGAGCUCGCCCUCGCCCUCGAUGGCAACGGUGGCGGCGCCGGCGCCCGUCCAGCAUGCCAACCGGACGGGGUCCCCGGCUCCAGCCGGGGGGCUUCCCCUGCCGGCGGCCGCGGGGUUCGGCACGGGGGCCGCAGGCGCCGGCGGCCCGGGCCCCGGCGGCCUGCCCGGGUCCUGGCGCUCGGGUACCCUGCAUCACCGGAGCAGCAGUAGCAGCGUCUCGUCGGGGGAGCUGCCGCGCUUGGGCCCGCUGGCCGGGGCCCGGCGGGCAUCGAUCCAGUAUGACACCGGGGCGCCGCAUGACUUUGCCCGCGCGGCCGGGGCCCUGUCCUCCUCCUCGUCGUGUAGCUCCUUCUCCCUGCUGGCCGAGGGGUCGCGCUCGCCGUCGCUCGGCUCCCUGGCCAGCAUCGGCGAGGGGGCGUCCGGUGGCGGCGGUGGUGGCGGCGGCGGCGGCGGUGGCGGCGGCGGCGGCUCCCUGGGGGCGGGGUUCCGCCCGGGGAUGGGCGCCGCCGGGCCGCCGGCGCGCCCGGGUGGCCAUCACCGGCUGAGUGCGGAGGCCGGCUCGGCGGCCUGGGGCCGGCCGGCCUCCGCGGCGUCGGCCAUUCCGCUGCACGUGUGGUCGCCGCUGGGGAGCGGCAGCGGCCUGCCGGCCAGCUCGGCGGGCUCGGUCGGGGACUUGGCCCGGGCCGGGUCCGCCUCGGACCUGGGGGCCAUCCUCCCGUCGCCCGGGUCGCCGGUGGCGCGGCCCUCCUUCACCAAGUACCGGAAGUUGUCGUGCUCCACGGCCAGCCCCGGGGCGGCGGCGGCGGCGGCGGCGGCCGCUGCCGCGGUGGCAGGCCUGGCCAUGGUCGAUGACCUGCCCUUCGGCGGGGCCAUGUCCGGGGGCAGUGGCACGGCCAGCCGCGCGGAAUCGCCCCUCCCCCCGGGUCCCGGGUACUUGGGCAUGCUCGGCGCGGGGCCCGAGUCCGGGUCCAGCCUCGGUGCCAGUGGCCCGGAGGUCCUUGCCUCGCAGGACGCCGACUACUUCGGCGGCGACGUGACCAUGCUGGCCACCGACCCCGGCGAUGAGUCCCAAGUGGCCGGAUCGGCGGCGGCGGCGGCGGCGGCGGCGGCGGCCGGUGGUGGCCCUCUGCCGGCACAUGCCGCCUGGUCGGCGGCCCCGACCGGGGGGUCGGCCCAGGACCACUGGUCCGGGCACGGGCGGCGGCCGUCCUCCAUGUCGAUGGAGUCCCAGCAUUGGCGGUCGGCCUCGGCGUCGAUGGGCAGCCGGCCGGUGCCGAUGGCCCUGCCAGCCGCCGGGCCCUUCGGCCUGGGGCAGGCUCCGGCCGGGCCGGCGCGCGGGCUGCACUCCUUCCAUGCGCUGCCCGGGCCGGGCCCGGUGGCGCGAUCGGCGUGCGAGGCGCUGCCGCCGAUGGCCUCGGCCCCGGCCCUCGGCGGGCCGGAUGGUGCCCAUGCCGGCCGAGGGCCCGGCGGCGGCAGCCAUCCCGCGCAUGCGACCACGCGGGCCGCAUCGCUGGCCGGCGUCGGCGGCGUCGGCCUCGGCGGCCUGGGGCCGGGGCCCGGCAGCCGGUCGGUGGCCGCGGCCAGUACGGCCACACUCGACGCCGGGGCCGGCGGCGCCCUCCCGGCGGCGACCGCGGCCCCCACAACCAAUGCCUUCACGACUUCCGGGCGGCCGUACAAUCGGAUCUUGCCGCUGGAGGACCAGUCGCACAUGCGCAUCAGCGCGGAAACCGUGGCGCGGGUCCUGUGCGGGGAGUUCUCCGGGCUCUUUGACCGGCUGCUGAUCAUCGACAGCCGGUAUCCCUUCGAGUUCCAGGGGGGCCACAUCCGGGGCGCGGUGAACAUCCACCUGCAGGUGGACAUGUGGCACAUGCUGAUGGCCGAGCUGCCGAACCCGGGGGAGGCGGUGCGCCUGGGCCCGGCGGCCCCGGCCGCCCGGACACUCAUCAUCUUCCACUGCGAGUUUUCGAAGAAGCGCGGGCCGGACAUGUUCGCGCGCCUGCGCGGCUGGGACCGCAAGGUCAUGUCGGCCACCUACUACCCGAACCUCAACUACCCGGAGGUGUAUGUCAUGUCCGGCGGGUAUAAGGCCUUCUUCCGGCAGUACCCCGGGCUGUGCGAGCCGUCGGCCUACACGACCAUGUACUGCCCGCGGCACCACAGCCUCAUGCUGCACACGCACAAUGAGGCCCGGCGCAUGAACUCCGAUGCGUGGCUGAGCGCGCACCUGCCCACCGGGGGGUCUCCUCCCUCCUCGUCGUCGUCCUCCUCCUCGUGCUUGUCUUCCUCCUCCUCCGCCGGCUCCUCGGCCGAGGCGGCGGCGGCGGCGGCGGCGGCGGCGGCGGCGGGGACCCUGCCUGGGCCCGAGGCCGCUGCCCUGCCGGCUGGGCCUUCGUCGCUCAUGCUUUGUGUGACGACCAAGUCCUUCUGCGAGGCGGUGGUGUCGGCCUUCCCGGAGACGGCUGCGGCGGCGGCGGCUGCGGCGGCGGCGGCGGCGGCCACGACAGCGCCGGCGCCGGCGCCGGCAGCCACCCCAACAGGCCUGGUGGCCGGCGGCAGCCCGCGGCCGGGGUCUGCGUGCUCGACCACGCCGGGCGGCGUGCGGCCGCGGCCCCUGCUCCCGGAGCACGAUGACACAUCGGCCCCGGUGGCCCUGUCCAUGACCAUGGCCGGGCCCAACCGCAAGCACCCCCGCAGCAUGGAGCUCUACAUUCAGACGGCGGAUGUGUGCGGCCUGGGGCCGGGGCCGGGGGCCGGGGCCGGGGCCGGGGCCGGGGCCGGGGCCACUCCCGGCGCCCCGGGCGUGGGUCUGCUCCUGAGCCCGGUGUCCAUGUACCCGGCGUCGCCGGGCGGCGGGUCGGCCCUGAUGCGGGCGCCGCACGCCUUCCACCCGGGCGGGUCCUCGAGCGAGGCGGCCGGGCUCGGGCUCUUCCACCACCCGCACUACCAUCACCAGCAGCCGCAGCAGCCGCAGCAGCCGCACGGGGCUGGCGGGACCGGUGGCCCUGUGUCGCUGAGCUCCUCGUCCUCGUCCUCCUCCUCCUCCUCCUCGUCCUCCUCGUGCUACUCCCUGUCGGCCGGGGGCGGCGGGGGGCGCUUCUUCAGUAGCAUGCCGCCGAGCCCCCUGCCGGGGUAUGACCCGGCGGCCGGGGGGGAUGUCGGGCCGGGGCCGCCGGGCUCGGAGCCGAGCCCCGGGGCCGGGGGCUUCGUCGGGCGGAAUCGCCCGCACCCGGUGCCGCCCAUCACCAAGUCCCACUCGCUGAUGAGUCUCUUCCUGUCGGCGCAGGAGCCGCCGGGCCGGGCGUCGCCCUCGCCGCCGCCGGUGGCCGCCGGGCCGCGGCCCGCCGGGGACGCCCCCUCGCGUGCGCGGCUCCCCACGCGGUCGAUCCGGUCGCGGGAGCGUCUGUCGCUGGGCGACCGCCGGCCCGGUAGUCCCAGCUGGUGGGGCCAUGUCCCGGGGGCCGAGGACCCGGGGGCCGGGAGCUACGCCGGGCCGGCGUAUCCGGGGGCGGCGGCGGCGGCCGCUGCGGCGGCUGCCCUGGCCGCCGCCGCCUCGGCCGAGAGCCUGUCCUCCGCCGGGGGGGCAUGCCUGGCCGGGUCGCCGGGCCGCAUGGCCCCCGGGGCCGGCCUGGUGGUCCCCCCCGGGCAGCAGUACUUCCCGUGCAUGGAUGCGUCGGGGUCCGACGAGUCGGACGGCGAGUGUGCCGCCGGGGGGUCCCUGCUGGAGACCGUUUGACGGGAGGCGGCGGGGCAGGUGUGGUUGCGUGCUUUUGGCCGUUCUCCCCUCCUCUUUUGCCCCCUCGUUGCCGGGGUUUCCCCUUUUUUUUCCUUCGUGCCCCGCCUGCCAGCGGUCUGGACCUGUCCUUGUGUGUCAACUCCUUCUCUCUGCCCCUUGUCUGGUGGGCCUCUGUCUUCCGGGGGACGGGCGGGGCGGGCGACAGGGCGGCCUAUGCAUGCCGGGCUGCGUGAGCUUGGCAAGCUUGCUUGCGCCCUUGUCACGCAUUUCCCUCCUUCCCCCGGGCGCCGGGUCCGGGCUGGGGCCAAUACAGUUGCGAGUUUGUGCAUCCUGGACGGAAG